Aspergillus calidoustus is the source of this 1695-nucleotide messenger RNA. Lineage: Eukaryota; Fungi; Ascomycota; Eurotiomycetes; Eurotiales; Aspergillaceae. The record is from the annotation of a GenBank genome assembly.
AUGGUGAAAUUCAACCAUCCGGUCGGGAAUCUUGACUACACCCAGUCUACGGUGGUUAUCAUCGGGGCGGGCAUCUCGGGGAUGUGCAUGGCAAUCGACCUCUUGCGGCGAAACCAUCGGAACUUUGUUAUUCUGGAAAAGGGAAGCUCCAUUGGAGGGACUUGGAGCGAUAACAAGUAUCCCGGGUGCUGUUGUGAUGUCUGGAGCUCACUGUAUAGUUACUCCUUCGAGCAGCACGCCAACUGGACGCGCGAGUACCCCGGUCAAGAAGAGAUUCUGACGUAUCUGACUGGCGUCGCGAGCAAGUACAACCUAUACCCACACAUCCGGUUUAAUACGACCGUCAAGGAAGCAAGAUGGGAUGACGCUACGCGGCAGUGGAAGGUGCAGGUCAUCGUAUCGGGCGCAAAGACUAGCGAGUUCCAAAGCGCGUACGAGCUGUCGGCGAAUAUCCUCAUCUCGGGAGUCGGGCAGCUGAACCUACCUCGAUGGCCGGAUCUCCCUGGGAUUGACGAAUUCAAGGGCAAGAGCAUGCACUCCUCGCGAUGGGACUGGACGUAUGAUUGGACUGGAAAGCGGAUUGCCGUGAUUGGAAAUGGCGCAACGGCUGUUCAGAUCAUUCCCGAGUUGGUCAAGACGGCAUCGCACGUAUCGGUAUACCAGCGCACGCCGCAGUGGCUCAUCCCUCGCAUGGAUAUGGAGAUUCAUCCCGCGCAAAAGGCGUUGCUCAGUGUUCCAUUCAUUCGACGAUGCAAGCGAGCGCUCAUGAUGUACCUGCGGGAACAGAGCCACGAAGCUAUCGUACAGCCCGCCUCGUCCAUGUCGCAAGAGAUCCGCGACGUAUCGAAGGACUUGCUGCACAAAGGCUUGCCUGACAAGCCAGAGCUGUGGGAGGUCUUGACCCCAAAGUAUCCACCUGGCUGCCGGCGCAUCAUCGCAUCGGACGACUAUUACCCUGCGUUGAAUAUGAAGCACGUACACCUCGAGACGAGAGAUAUCCAGCGCAUCACGGAAUCAGGCAUCGAGACUGUCGACGGAGACAAUGCCGAGUUCGACCUGAUCGUAUAUGCGACUGGCUUCCGCACAGUUGAGUUUCUGCAUCCGAUCAAGCUUUGCGGAGCAGGCGGCCGCGAGCUAGCCGAUAUCUGGAGCGGAGGUGCCACUGCAUAUUAUGGAGUGACGGUGGAGGACAUGCCUAAUUUUGGGCUGCUGUAUGGGCCCAACACGAACCUCGGGCACAACUCGAUCAUCCUCAUGAUCGAAGCGCAGAGCCGCUAUUUGGCGGCGCUGUUGGAUCCGAUCAUCCGAGCGAAAGCAAAGGGCCGGUCCAUGGCCAUCCAGCCACGAACCGAGAUUGUUCGCGAGUUUAACCAAGAGCUCCAGGCCCGCCUGGCCACCAGUAGCUUCGCGGACCCGAGCUGUAGGAGCUGGUACAAAACAGCCGAGGGUCGCAUCACCAACAACUGGCCGGGGAAUGUGGUCGAGUACCAGCAAGCGUUGUCGCGGGUGCGGUGGACAGAUUAUCUCAUCCAAGGGGACACGGGCGGCGAGCACAUUGGACAGAAGCAGGAGACGCGGAUUGGAUACGUGGAGGAGGUGUGGCCGGUCAGCAAAGGUGCGCUGCUGGUUGGGAUGAGCGCGGCAGUGGCACUCGGGGGGUAUUAUUUCCAGGGGGCGAGGGCGCGCAGGCGUUAG